Messenger RNA from Emiliania huxleyi CCMP1516, 1713 nucleotides. RefSeq lists its product as hypothetical. The coding region runs from base 1 to 1713 and encodes 570 amino acids. Gene Ontology annotation, cellular component: membrane. The record is from RefSeq and is a predicted model, not a curated record. Lineage: Eukaryota; Haptophyta; Isochrysidales; Noelaerhabdaceae. The transcript has 2 exons.
AUGCUGCCACUCUGCACUGCGUCAUUGGCCUCAGAAACAUGCGACCUCAGCGCAAAGGUGUUCCGCGACCCACACAUCAAUUUCGCCUUCGGAGGUUCCGCCGACCUCCGCGGACACCACAACGCGCUCUACAACUUCCUGUCUGCGCCCGGCUUCUCCGUCAAUGUAAAGACCGAAGCGGCUGUCUUCAAGAUGCACGGCGGAGCCCUGACCAUCAAUGGCACUUUUCUCACUGAGGCGCACAUCACCACGCAGCUCUCGCCGCAGAAGCUCGCCACCGCGUCAUACUGGGCGUCCGAGCUGGAUCCAAACAACUUUGGCUGGAGCGUGGUCAACGGCACCUGCGUCGGCCGCCCGUUCCGGUUCGGCCUCCACGGCCACAAGGCUUGUUUUGACUUCAAAAUGUCGAUGGACCACUCGAGCGCCACAUUUGAGCUCGGAAAUUGGACCGUCACGGUGCACGGCAGCCGCUCGUGCAAGGGCUGUCUGGUCGCGGGCCCCGAGCACCGUCUAGACAUUGGCUUCACAGCGAGAGGCGACGCGCCGGCCCGCGACAGGCCGCACGGCAUCGUUGGGCAGUCCUAUGCCACGCCGGGGCUCGAGCGGCACGGCAAGAAGGACCUCUACCCUUUUUCAGGCUCCUACACCACCAGCGCCCAAGCCGAGGGCGCCAUUGACGGCACGGCGUCAGAUUAUCAGGUAGCGAGCCCUUACGCGACCGACUUUGCCUUUUCGCGCUUCAACGCCGCCAGGGGCGCCCCCGCGUCUGCGGAAGCCACCGGCGGGGAUCUUGGAAACCGAGCCGAUUUCUUUUGUCUGUACAAGCCAAACCCAGUGCGCCAGUCCCGCCAGCGUUCUCGCCAGCGCAUGCUCCUCGACAACACUGCUCUGGUCACCGGCGCGAAUCGCGGCAUCGGCCUGGCGACUGCAGGCCGGCUCGCGGAGUUGGGUGCGAGCGUCGUCCUCGCCUGCCGUGAUGAGUCCGCGUGCCGCGAGGCGGCUGCUGCCCUCUCGGUCAGAGGCCUGGCCGCCGAGCCGUACGCCGCGAGCUUCGACGCCGAGUGCCCGCGCAGCACGUCGGCGCUCGCCGCCGCGUGUGCAUCCCUCCGCGUCGAUCUCCUGGUCAACAACGCCGCCGUCUGCGAGCCAGGCUGGGGCCGCGAUGUCGCCCUCCGCUCCUUUCGCACCAACGUGCUGGCGCCUGCCACCCUCACCCGCGCGGUGCUUCCCGGCAUGUUGCGGCGACGGCGCGGCGCCGUCCUCCACGUCUCGUCUGGCGACGGCGAGCUCGUCUUCCUCUCGAGCGACCUCGCGCCGCGGCUGGCCGGCGCGGCCUCCGAGCGCGAGCUGCUGCGGCUCCUCGCGCGGCUAAGUCGCGGCCGCGACGGCUUCCGCUUCCCCGACCGGCCGCCCGCCCACGGGCCGACCCCCGCCUACUCUGUCUCCAAGGCGGCGCUCAAUAGGCACACGCGGCUCGUCGGCGACGCGCUGCCGCGCGACGGCGGCGUGUGGGUCGGCGCCGCCUGCCCGGGUGACGUGCGGACGCGCAUGUGCUCCUGCGAGCGUCACGAGGGUGUGGCCUCGCCCGAGAGCGCCGCGGACGACCUCGCCCGGCUCGCCGCUGGCGCGCUCGGCGGGGGAGGCGGCGAGGCGGCGGCGAGGCGGCUCGAGUCGGGACGGUUCUGGAGGGCGGGGAGGACGAUACCAUUUUAG